CUCCGGCGGUGCCGAGACCUCCAGGUGCCCGGCGCGAAGGCGGAGCCGCGCGUCCAGCCGCCUCCCCGGCGCCUCGGACGACACCCCCCACCCCCCCGGGAGCUGGGGGGCCCCCGCGCGGCGGCUCCGGGCGCCCGGCCUCCCCGGGGCUCGGCGCGCUCCUCCCCGGGACGCGCGGGGCGCGCACGGCCGAGCAGAGCGCAGCCCGCACGGCCGAGCGGCGCCCACGCGGGGCAGCCCGCGCUCCAGCCCGCGGCGCCCGGACGCCCGCGACCAUGGCCGCCGAGGGACGCGGCCCCCGCGCCCCGCUCUGGGCCGCGGCGCUGCUGCUGCUGCUGCUGCUGGGGCUGCCGCGCGUGUGCGUGCGGGCGGACGGGAAGCUGUUUGUGCUGGAAUCUGAGAACGGCUCGCGCGGCCUGGAGCUGGAGGCGGCCCGGCUUUCCUGCAGGAGCAGGGGUGCGCACCUGGUGUCUGCGGAGGAGCUGCGGAGGGUGGUCCAGGAUUGUGCCUUUGCGGUGUGCACCACGGGCUGGUUGGCGGAUGGCACCCUGGGGACAACCGUGUGCAGCAAGGGGAGGGGUGAGCAGCAAAUUAUGAGAGCCGUGGACGUGAGAAUUGAAAGCAACCCGGUUCCUGGUGGCAGGUCCAAUGCCCUCUGUAUGAAGGAUGAAGACAAGCCGUGUGGAGACCCGCCCUCGUUCCCACACACCAUCCUGCAGGGCCGCACGGGCUUGGAGACCGGGGAUGAGCUGCUGUACGUGUGCGCCCCGGGCCCCGCCACCGGCCGCCGCGGAUCGGCCUUCACCUUGCUGUGUAACAGCUGCGGGGAGUGGUACGGCCUGGUGCAGGCCUGCGGGAAAGAUGAUGCUGAGGCACAUAUUGACUAUGAAGAUAACUUCCCUGAUGACAGAUCUGUGUCACUCAGAGAGCUCAUGGAGGACUCCCGGACGGAGGCAGAGGAGGACAGAGGUCCAGGAGAGGCCUCUGAGGAGGCUCCACGGCAGGACCGUCUGGUCUCCGUUUCUGUGGGGAGAGACAGCAUAGCCCAGGAUACGGCCUUUGUGCCAACUACAGGCUUGUCCGUCGUUGGGAGCAGCGUCCCCACAGACCUGCCAGGAUCCCGACUGAGCCGCAAGUACUUGUUCUGGCUUCCCGCGGAGCCCUUCCACAAGCCUGAGGGGGAAAAGGGGACGGAUGAUGACACCAAAAAGCAGUUUCUGGCUAGAGAGAAGCAUGGUAGCAUCACACCGGCUCCGGGCGAACCUGACGCCAAGAUGGCCUAUAGCAGCACAGAUGGGCACUCAGGGACGUUUGUGGGCAGGACCGACGGCAAGACAGGGGACCCGAUGGUGAGCAGCAGUGAUGAGUCCUGGUUAGAUGGCUACCCUGUGACCGACGGGGCUUGGAGGAAGACGGGGGCAGAAGACGAGGACGGGGACAAGGGAGGUGGGUCAGUAGGGCCGGAAGAGAGGGUUCUAGUUGCUCCCAACCAGCCCACUCCUGUCGAAGUUAAGAAGCCUGGAGGUACCACGCUCACACCACGUGAGGACGUGACCCGCGGUUCAGUUCUUCUGUCUCAAACGCUAGAUGUGGAAGCUUUGGCUCUCGGACCGAUAAAUGUGUCUGAAACGGAGAGUCCCAGCGCGGGAGAUGGUGACUUGCCCGGGUACCAGUCAACUGUUCCUCGGAAGUUUGCCACAGAGAAGUCUCCCGUGGCCACCCUCCCCUAUGAACUCACCAGCUCUGCCCCGGAGACGGUAACAACUGCUGCCCGGCAGAUGCCGGAUCCCAGUCCCUCGACUGUCAUGGCGGCCACCCAGACUCCAGUGGAAACCAUCACUCCUGAGGUCCGGGACAGCUUCCCCUACCUGCUGUCCGAGGACUUCUUGGGACAGGAAAGCCCCGGCCCACGUGCAAGUGAUGAGCUUCUGCCAACCGUGGAACCGUGUGUAGGGGAUGGGUGUCCCGGCCUCGGCAGGGGCCCUGUCAUCGCCACCAUCGUCACCGUCCUGUGUCUGCUGCUGCUCCUGGCAGGCGUGGGGGCGGUGUGGGGCCACCGUAAGUGCCAGCACAAGAGCUCUGUGUACAAGCUGAACGUGGGCCAGAGGCAGGCUCAGCACUACCACCAGCAGAUUGAGAUGGAGAAGGUCUAGCCUCCUUCAGUGCGGGCUCCCCCGAAGCCACUUGGGAGGAAAACGAACCGUGCCACGUCUCGCCGAUAAACACGGAUGAUUCACUAGACCAUGAAACAGGUGGCGCCGGGCCCAUCCUUCUCGUGCUCGGGUCUUUGUUCUACAGGCCACGAAGUGUCUCUGGGGGCACCUGGUAGGACAAGAAGGCCUCGGUGGCAUCAUCACACACAUCAACAUCUCCCUAACCAACUGCCCCGGAAUGUGCUGCGCUAAUCCCAGACCUGUGCUCGGGCCCUGAUUCCCAUGUGAGGUCAAAAGUCGUCUCCCACUCCAUCAUGCUAUUGCCUUCUUUCCCUUUUUUAAGAGAAAAAAAAAAAUGACUCCACAACGUGAAAUUUUUAGAAAAAGUGUGGUAACCUGACAUUUGAGAACAGUGUUAUUUAGGAGAUGGAUAUUUAAUUGUUGGGGGUGGGAUAUAGAAAAAUAAUAGGCUACUUCCUUUUAACGUCGUGACAUUGUGGGGGCAAACGAGCCAGGAACCGGGGCGUAGUCUAGAAGCUUUGAGGUUUCUUUUUAGCUGUUUGUUGAAUUUGGAGAGAAUUCAGGACUGCUGUUUCGUUGGGGGUUGAAAAGUAAUGAGACACGCCAUCCACUUCUGUCCCCUCCGUUCUGUAGGACAGACCAUUGUUUUUUUGAAAACAAGGUCAUCUUUGUACCGGUAAGCACGAUUUCCUCUCGGAUGCAGUGGCCUAGUUGUUCUUGACCAGUCUGCGCCUAAGAAUACCAUAGAGUUUUUUGUUGAACUAACAAAGCUCAGUUCUUGGUUUCCUCUCUUAGAAUUUGCCAUUUUUCCGGACUCCAGCAAGAGGGAAUGACACGGGAGGAAAGUAAUCUUUUAAGAGGGCCGAGGGCUUAGGAUAUCAAAGUAGAGGGAUGCAGAGGAAUUAAAAAGGAAUAUGAAAUUCCCCGUGCUGACGUCUUCUGUACUCUGUCGUGGCAGUUGGGAGCUCCAUGGAAACAGCAUGAGUCCGGGAUGGACUCCUCCUGGCCACGGAGCACCCCAUCUCAUGGUAUCUAGAUCACCUUAGGACGGUUCGGCAGGUACCGUGUCCAACAGAGGCUCUCAGAGCGUGGUCCUCGGACAGGCAGUAUCAGCUCCCAAGCAGAAACCCUGGGGGCGGGGCUCAGCUCGCUGUGUGUUAAGGAGCCCCCCAGCUGAUCCUAAAGCACAGUCACGUUGGACAACCAUUGCUUUAGACUAUAAAUUGUGAGCUUGAGCCAGCUGAAGGCCCAGAGGCCCAGAAGAUGAGUAGCGCCCGUGGCUUGCCUUGCGCGGAAGCCGGGCAUCGCCACGCGCACCUGUGGCAGCAUUUGAAGCCGCUGCUACGCCGUCGCCAAUGGUCUCCGAUAUAUUGGCCCAGAGACGAAACACAUUAUGCUUUUAUAAUAUGAGUCACCUUCUUAGGAAUAGUUUUCAGUGGUUAAAAAAAAAAAAAAAAAAAAAAAGUGACGAAGGCCUUACGUUGAUUUUAAGACACUAAUUGAGGGGUUUUACGUGCAAUGAAAUCCUGAUCUCCUUUACAAUGGAAGAAUUGGUGGUGGUGUUUUGCACACGCACGUGUGGAAAAUUCGCACACCAUGUUUUCCACCCUGCCACCUGUGUGCUUUGGAAAAAUGCACCUGGGUGCAUGCUUUGGAAAAAUAAGUAUCUAUAGAGGCAGUGUGGCAAAGUCAAAGACCCUAGUCGCCAUCACUGGGUAAAGUGAAGGCCUGAAGGUACCGAAUGGAACACCUACACGUCAGGUAGAAUCUAGAAUAGGACUGAAAUACUUUCUGCAUGUGUAGCCAAAGCAAAACACCACAGAAUAAAAGCCAGAGACUGUAUGUAUUUAUAAAUUAGAUUCUCUUCUAAUCUAUUACAAGAUAACAUUUCUAUUUUUAACUAUAUAAAAUAACCUCCAUCUCAACAUUGGGAUCGUGUUAUUCAACUAUCAUUAUGUCAUAACCCAAGAACACUGACUGAAUAUCAACCCAGAAAUGGGGAAUGUUAAUAUGAAUGUAUUAAUAAAUUUAUUACAGAUACAUUAAUACAUGUAAAUGUAUUAUUCUGUAGACGUGAACUACAUGAAAACAAACCCAACGCAUGAGUUUUUACAUUUUUAGUGACUUACUGUCAUCUAAAUUAAUGUCAUAGGAUCUAAAAAUGCAUGUAGAAAGGGAAUCAUUAAAACAUUGUGUACCUAAA
This is a messenger RNA of Felis catus (domestic cat), 4377 nucleotides long. It is a transcript of the gene SUSD5, whose product is annotated as sushi domain containing 5. Gene Ontology annotation, molecular function: hyaluronic acid binding. Bases 276 to 2153 code for a protein of 625 amino acids. The transcript has 5 exons. NCBI's taxonomy places the organism in Eukaryota, Metazoa, Chordata, Mammalia, Carnivora, Felidae. Gene Ontology annotation, biological process: Notch signaling pathway; cell adhesion. The record is from RefSeq and is a predicted model, not a curated record.